UCGUCUCCAGGAUCCAUUUUACAGAGCAGCUGCUGCCGGAGACAGAGACACUCCUAUCCCAGCUCAGCCCAGAGACGCUAAAAUGAUCCAGUCCAUCGCCAGCCUGAUCAGAGCAAAGAGCAAGCUGCUCCUCCUCGAGAACCCCGAUACCGUGGAAAUCUACAAGCUGCCUGAACUGGUUGGUUCCAAGAGGUUAGGAAAAGGGGACGUUUACCUUCCAGUCAUUCCCAAAAGGUCCUCCAGUCUGACCUCCAUCCCCAGGAGUCUGAGUCAGUCCUGCCAGUAUUUGUACGACAAACGAAGAGGAUCCUUCUCAUCAGUCACAUCUCAGAGGACAACAGGGCACGUCGAAAAGCAGAACAAGCUGAAAGCUCAAAAAGAGACAAAGAAAUCGAACGUGACUGUGACGAUGACUUAUUUGGGCCAGAGCCAUCGAGGUUCGGGUUUAAACUCGGCUCAGGAUGAACUGAAGGUGCUUCAGCAGAUAAACGGAGGGGAGAACCUCUGUGUCUUUAAAGACCUGGUAACUCCAGGAGAGCAGUUCCGGUUUGUGUCUCAGAGACAUAGAGGUUUCCCUUUCAGCGCCACGUUUUACAUCAACGGCCUGAUGGCGAUGAGGAUCAGCUCCUGCUGCGAGUACCGCUACUCUCCCGGCUUUCAGCAGGGCAGGAAGAGCUGCUUCAGGCUGACUUGGCUGGCUGGUGGGAUGCCCUGUUACAGAUGUACUAGUCUUCGAAACAAAUACAGCUCCUGCCAGCAGCUGAACAACGGCACAAAGGAAAACUUAAUUCUCCCUCUUGAGCAGAACACUGGCAACGACAACAUCGAGUCGUCGUCCCCUCUCUUUAUCCCGGCCAAACCUGAGAAAAAAUCCACGAGGAGGACAAGAAAACACAUCAAAGAGGGAGGAUCCACUGACAGCGAGGACCACGUCGAAGCUAGAUUGAAAGAAACCUCCAAAAAGAAAAGACGCAGGGGUCAAAUUAAUCAGAAGGGGAGCAAAGGCAGGACAGCUGGAAGUAACAAGGGGGAGGACAGGCGAGACGGCGAGGGCUCAGAGAGAUCAGCAGUGACAGAGAAAUCUGAAGGCCGGCCCGAAAAAAAACAACAGAAACACUCGAAAACAGCCAACAAUGUCGCAGCGCCGCAGACGGAACCGCACCCAUCAAACAAAAACCAAAAGACUCCCAUUUCAUUGCAGGAGGAGAAGGUGCUGACUAAGCAGAACAUAGAGAAACAGAAAAACCUGGAAUCAGACGGGAAGAACAGGGAGAUGGAAAAAACGAAGGAUUUCUAUAAAGAAUGUGUGGAAAUGAGCGCCGAGCUGAACAAACACUGGUUCAAGGCAAACAUCCUGGAGAGGUGCCGGCUCCAAAAGAGGCUGUCGUCGUGCCCCAAAGACCAGGCCUCAGAUGUGGAGCUCAGCGCAGAAAGUGACACGGCGCCGCAGCCUGAGGAGGAAGCAGGCACCGCCUGCCAGAAGCCCGGUGAGGAGGAGUCUGUGGAGGAGCAGGAUCUGCAGGCACAGCUGGACGCCAUGAUGAAAGUGUUGAAAACGUCCGAUGAGGUGGAGCAGCUGGUUCUGAGGAACACGGGCCUGACAGACGACCUUCUCCUGAGCCUGGCAGGGGUCCUGAAGAGCAGCUCGUCCGAAGUCACGCUGCUCAACCUUAACCUCAACCUCAUCGGCCCCUUCGGCGCUCACAUCCUGCUGGACGUCCUGCGAGUGAAGCCGCUGGUGCAAAGCCUACACUUGUUUGGAAACAAACUGCGUGACCACGGAGUCCUGACCCUUCUGACGGGAGUGGCUGAGCUGCAGGAGCAAACAGCCCAAGCUGCCGUGGCCAUCCACCAGGCCCUGCUGGUCCCAUCAGAGCAGGCUGCACUGCAGCAGCUGACCCCCGGGUGGAGCUCUUUCAGGGUUUUCACCCUUCUGGAGCUGGACAUCGGUGGGAACGGCCUGAGCGGCGACGGGGUCAAGGUGUUAGCGUCCUACAUGAGAUCCCACUCCCACCUGCGGUACCUCGGGCUGGCGCAGACUGGCGGCGCCGAUCUGGCGGCGUGGAAGGAACUUUUCGACAGCCUGAAAGGGAACAGCUCGCUGGCUCAGAUCAUUCUGGAUGAGAACAACCUGGGCGACCCCGGGGUCCGGCUGCUGGCGGACGCUCUGAAGGAAAACGCCAGCCUGCAGCAAGUGGACCUCGACAGGAACGACAUCAGCGAUGUGGGGGGGAACGACCUCAUGGGGGCGCUGCUCUGCCGGACGCAGUUCCCGUUGAGGCAUCUCAGCCUUUCGGAGAACAACAUCAGCGCAGGGUUGAUGAGCAGGAUCCAGGAGGAAGUGAAACCCGCAGAAGAAGCACUUACGCUGUAAAAACACGAGAAUCGUCUGUGUUUGUGAGGAACAAAGUGACUCAUUUGACUUGUUUGGCCUUCAAAGACUCGCUCACACAAACACCUCUGCCUUCCUAUAGGUGGGUGGCCCAUAAGACACAUCAGUGUUUAGUUCAUGCAGGUGUAGGAGUUAUGUUUGCUUUAGAGCUGCGCUGCGGUCUGGAGGCUUUUUCAUUGAAGUAUCAAUGAACUGAACCUUUCUUCUGUGUGACGAGGUUACAUCUCAGCCUUCUUCUUCUUCUUCUUCUUCUUCCCACCAACGUUCCCCUUCGCGACUCCACACCUACCGCACUAAAGCUGACUCAGCACGGAGCUCACUGAUCCCUCUGUUGCCUCAUUGAAUAAUUUGCUGUCUCUUGACAAAAAAAUUAGAAACCACAAUGAGUCACAGCACCCACAGCAUUUACGAAUGGACGGCCUAAAUCCACAAGAGCACAACAGCAGCCAUCGACAUAUCGCCUUUCUCCACUCCAAACCAAAAAUAAAUAAAGAAAUCAAAAUACUGCUGAGUUGUGACAUGUCGGCUACCUUCAUCCUUCAGACAGUGCUCUUAUUCAGAGUGAGAACGAGGAAAAAAAGAAGGAAAAAAAGGAAAGCUGGAGUAAAUUCAUGUGAAUUUCAAGACCAUCGUCUCAUUGUUCUAUCAUCACAGACAUUCUGAGAAUAACUGUACCUCUGAUCAAAGCUUGUCAAAGUGCUACUUAUCUGCUUUUCUCAGAGCUGCCAGGAGUGAUUCCACUGAAGCUAACCAGCCGUAUUUCAUUGGCAGUCAUCGUAAAUUCCUUUCUGUGGAACCCUGAUAAAAUAAAUGAAUAAAUAAAUAAAUAAAACGCUGCCCUCACCACCACACGGGAUGACAGAUAAAUCAAACUGUUUCUUCACGUAGAUCACAUCUAUACAAGUUAUCCUGCCUUGCUGUUAGACCGAAGAAUCUUCUGCGGCAAAAUAAAAGCAAUUUAUAGUCUUUGUGAA
Austrofundulus limnaeus is the source of this 3366-nucleotide messenger RNA. Its product is annotated as glutamate-rich protein 3. Lineage: Eukaryota; Metazoa; Chordata; Actinopteri; Cyprinodontiformes; Rivulidae. Gene Ontology annotation, molecular function: protein binding. The coding region runs from base 83 to 2374 and encodes 763 amino acids. The record is from RefSeq and is a predicted model, not a curated record. The transcript is spliced from 11 exons.